GGAGGUUCUACAACCAUUGUUAAAUAUGAAAAAUCCUCCUGUUUAUUUUGCAAUGAAUGGUUCGAUUCACAAACAUUUACGGAACACUUAAUCCAUUGCGGGCAAGUGUUGGAACAAUGUCCAAAUACUUGUAACGUUUUUGUACCACGCAUACGCAUGCGUGCCCAUCUGAAGGAGUGUCCGCGUAAUAAACGUCGUAGUGCCAGUUUAGAACGUCUGGAUCAACAGGUGGAUUAUCGGGUACAGGUUGUGGAGAAUGAAAUCAAUACUCUGCGCUCCGUGCUGAAUGAGGAAAUACGUCAACGCCUGCAUCUCAUCACUGAUGUGGGGAAUUUGCGAAAACAAAAUCAGGUCAUGGAUGAUUGGCAACAAUCCACCAACCAAAGUCUGAAAUCAUUGCAAAAUCGCCUCGACGAGGAAAACACACAAAGGACAUUCGAAGUGGAACAAUGCCAACAGGAUUUUCGUUGUUGUUUCGAUACAUUGCAGUCUUUAAAAAGCGAAAUCCAAAAUGAAAUCGACGAUCUGGAGAAACACAUCAAUCAAAUGUCCUUGGAGUUAACACAGCAUCAAAAUCAUUUAAACGAUAACAUCAUGAAAUUGGAGGAGACGGUGCUGCUGCAUGAAAAAACUAAUAGGGAUAAAUUUAUUGAAAUUGAAAAUUACCUGCAAUCAAUCAAUUUGGAUUUAAAUGCCAAAUUUGUUCCCGAACAUGAUGUAGCCAAAUACGCUGCCUUAGAUCUGGAAGUGAAGGGAAUGAAACACAUUGUCUGUGAUACGGAGGAACGUUGUGAAAAAUUGGAGACGUUGGUCACUCAGAUCGACCGUAAUUUACAUCACACAAUGCAAUUGGUAAAUGAUUUGGAAAAUCAUAUUGCCACCCAGCAACGUUUAACGAGUUAUAUUAAUUGUAGAGGCCACUUGGUUUGGAGAAUCAAAGACUUCUCCAAAAAGUUUGAAGAAGCUCGACAAUACGAUACGAUACUGCACAGUGCCAUGUUUUCAAAUAAACCGUUUGGUUAUGCUUUAAGACUUGACAUUUAUCUAAAUGGCAAGGGAACGUGGAAGGGUCGCAAUAUGAUCGCCUGUCUCAAUGUUAUAGCCGGUGAAUAUGACCCGUUGCUGCCAUGGCCAUGCCGUCUACAAGCCGAUGUUAUUAUACGAGAUCAAACAAUAAAUGCCGCGCAACCGGAGAAUUAUGUAAAAACUGUUUUGGUGCGAAAGAAAAGUGAUGAUUACAUACAGACGAAACAAUUCUUCCACAUACCGCAUACGAUAUUGAAACAACCGAAUUAUGUGAAGAAUGAUUGUCUAUUUGUUGAAGUAAGAAUUUUGAAAUGA
Musca vetustissima is the source of this 1341-nucleotide messenger RNA. RefSeq names its product TNF receptor-associated factor 3-like. The record is from RefSeq and is a predicted model, not a curated record. Lineage: Eukaryota; Metazoa; Arthropoda; Insecta; Diptera; Muscidae. The coding region runs from base 157 to 1341 and encodes 394 amino acids. The transcript has 6 exons. Gene Ontology annotation, biological process: regulation of canonical NF-kappaB signal transduction; tumor necrosis factor-mediated signaling pathway; protein K63-linked ubiquitination. Gene Ontology annotation, cellular component: plasma membrane signaling receptor complex; cytoplasmic side of plasma membrane. Gene Ontology annotation, molecular function: ubiquitin protein ligase binding; tumor necrosis factor receptor binding.